This is a messenger RNA of Suillus fuscotomentosus, 918 nucleotides long. Its product is annotated as kinase-like domain-containing protein. The coding region runs from base 88 to 918 and encodes 276 amino acids. Gene Ontology annotation, biological process: protein phosphorylation. The transcript is spliced from 6 exons. The record is from RefSeq and is a predicted model, not a curated record. Gene Ontology annotation, molecular function: protein kinase activity; ATP binding. Lineage: Eukaryota; Fungi; Basidiomycota; Agaricomycetes; Boletales; Suillaceae.
GAACAUUCGAACUGUAGCCAACCCAAUUCUUGAGUCGACUCAGGUGAACUCCUGCAAACUAUCGCAUCGGAUUUCUCGGCUGAAUCUAUGUUUAAAGUGUUCGAAAUUUCUACUUGCAUUCCUGAUCUUACUGAUCACAUAGUCAAGUGUGAAUAUCCAGAGGCUACCAAUAGUCAUAAGUAUCAUAUCUGCAAGUGCACCUGGGACCGGCCGAAUCAUUCUCCAGUCACGGUGGCAGUCAAGGUUAUCAGGGUACUACAACCUAAGAACAUCUUGGAUCUUACCGAGAGAUACAACGAAUUACUACAAGAAAUCAAAGUAUGGGGCAGACUUCAGAACGAACAUAUUUUGCCUGUGCUCGGAUACGUAUACGGACAUGGCCAUUUACCUAGCCUUGUGUUUCCGUGGAUGGAGAAUGGGAGCUUGACCAACUUCUUGCGUGAAUACGAGUCCUUAGAGCGUGGUGAACGAUUUCGCUUGCUGCAGGAUAUCGCCUCGGCACUGCAAUAUUUGCAUGCUAUCGCAGUGGUUCACGGAGAUCUAACAGGUGACAACAUUUUGAUUGACUCGCAUGGGCGUGCUUUUGUAACGGGCGUCGGGCUUUCCAAGAGGCUUAACGAGAUCGCCUCCAAAUCAGAGUCUGGUUCGAACGACACCCGUUCAGCCACCAUUCGCUGGAUAGCCCCCGAGUUGGUUUAUGAUGAUGGAGAGACCUUUCCCACUUCCAAAAGUGAUGUAUGGUCUUUUGAUUGCAAUAUGAUUCAUGUACAUCAACUCGUCCAUCGUCAUUCAAACCUACAUUAUGUAUCUAACAAUCAUCUCAGGUGCUCUCUGGGCAGUUGCCCUGGUGGUCAAUUCGAUCAAACCACAUUCCCCUCCAAUUACUUGCAAGAAAGGUACCACCACUGCCACCAGUAA